Molecule: messenger RNA, 799 nt
Organism: Hevea brasiliensis (rubber tree)
Lineage: Eukaryota; Viridiplantae; Streptophyta; Magnoliopsida; Malpighiales; Euphorbiaceae
Exons: 4
Coding region: 157-666 (169 amino acids)
Source: RefSeq, a predicted model, not a curated record
AAAUUGACUGGCGGUUAUGACCUAAUCUUUCCGCCCACUGUUUCCCUAACUACAUUUCAUAAAGCUUUGUUCUGACCUCCACGCUGAAAAUAUCGUAUUCUGCUGUAAACGAAGGCAUCAUUCUUCAAACUAAGCUUUUGGGUCUAAACCCUGAAAAUGGCAGAGGUAGCUAUGGCAAAUGGAGAACCUGAGAGGAAAGUGAUGCUGGCCAUCGAUGAAAGCGAGUAUAGUCACUAUGCUCUCAUCUGGGUACUUGACAAUCUUAAAGAAUCUCUCACAAAAUCACCCCUUUUUAUCUUUAUGGCCCAGCCCCCUCCCAAAAACUACCCUUUUGCUGCUUCCCUCGGCUCUGCUCGCAUGUACUGCUCUGUUUCAGCUGCUCCGGAUUUUGUCAACUCUGUCAAAGAGAACAACAAGAAGCUCGCUUUGGCUUUCCUGGAGAAAGCUAAGGAAAUUUGUGCUAGUCGAGGGGUGAAUGCAGAGAUAAUCACAGAGGAAGGGGAUCCUAAAACAGCCAUAUGCAAUGUAGUUCAAAAGCUAAAUAUCAGUAUGCUUGUUUUAGGAGAACGUGGCCUUGGAAAAAUCAAAAGGGCUUUACUAGGAAGUGUGAGCAAUUAUUGUGUUCAAUAUGCCAAGUGCCCUGUUCUUGUUGUGAAGAAACCAUAAGUUGAGGAGAGUAUUAUGCUGUGCACAAACUUGGAAUUAGACUACACUUGUCCCUGCUUUUUCAAAUGUUGUUUGAUAUGAUUCUGAUGUAAAUUACCUAUGCUGAUUAAGGAGGAGAAUUUAAUGUCACAAA